AUGGAAAGCCAGAGAAACAUCUCUGAAUUCAUUCUUGUAGGACUUUCUUAUGACAAAAACAUUCAAAUAUUUUGUUUUGUGUUCUUCUUAUUCUGCUACAUUUCCCUGUUGUCAGGAAAUCUUCUGAUCCUCGUGUCUGUUACCUGCAGUCCUCUCUCUGACCAACCAAUGUACUAUUUCCUCGCCCAUUUAUCCACAAUAGAUAUCUGUUAUACGUCCACUGUUACACCCAAAUUAAUUGCUGACCAGCUGGUGGAAAAGAAGACCAUCUCUUAUGGAAGCUGCAUGUUUCAGGUGUUGACCAUGCACUUCUUUGGAUGUGCUGAGAUCUUCAUUCUUACUGCCAUGGCUUAUGAUCGCUAUGUUGCCAUCUGUAAACCUCUUCAUUACAUGGUUAUCAUGAGCAGGACAAGAUGCAAUCUCCUGGUCUUAGCUGCAUGCAUCGGUGGGGCAAUCCAUGCCAUUCCUCUAUUCAUGACAGCCAUGACUUUGCCAUUUUGUGGUCCUAAUGUAGUUGAUCACUAUUUUUGUGAUGUUUUUCCUUUGUUAAAAAAUGCCUGUACUGAUACCUACAUCACUGGUGUCCUUGUGAUUGCCUUUUCAGGUAUGGUUGCCUUAGUUACCUUUGUUGUCUUAUGUUUUUCUUAUGGUAUUAUAUUAUACACUCUAAGAAAUCAGUCCGCUGAGGGAAGACGCAAAGCCCUCUCCACCUGUUGGUCUCAUAUCACUGUAGUCAUCUUAUUCUUUGCUCCUGUGAUCUUCAUCUACCUUAGACCUCCAACUACUUUCCCUGAGGACAAAAUUUUUGCACUAUUUUACACUAUCAUUGCUCCUAUGUUCAAUCCUUUAAUCUACACCCUGAGAAAUGCAGAGAUGAAGAAUACCAUGAGGAAACUGUGGUGUCAAACAUUAUUUUCAAAAGAAACACACAAUUAG
Molecule: messenger RNA, 936 nt
Organism: Talpa occidentalis (Iberian mole)
Lineage: Eukaryota; Metazoa; Chordata; Mammalia; Eulipotyphla; Talpidae
Product: olfactory receptor 4P4-like
Exons: 1
Coding region: 1-936 (311 amino acids)
Biological process (GO): G protein-coupled receptor signaling pathway
Cellular component (GO): membrane
Molecular function (GO): olfactory receptor activity; G protein-coupled receptor activity
Source: RefSeq, a predicted model, not a curated record